This is a messenger RNA of Trichomycterus rosablanca, 815 nucleotides long. RefSeq names its product granzyme K-like. Gene Ontology annotation, molecular function: serine-type endopeptidase activity. Gene Ontology annotation, biological process: proteolysis. The transcript is spliced from 5 exons. The record is from RefSeq and is a predicted model, not a curated record. The coding region runs from base 1 to 795 and encodes 264 amino acids. NCBI's taxonomy places the organism in Eukaryota, Metazoa, Chordata, Actinopteri, Siluriformes, Trichomycteridae.
AUGAUCCAGCUACAGUCAGUCGUGGUUCUGAUGCUCACCAGUAUCCACACGGCAGUCUGCGAGGACGUUUCCAUCAUCGGAGGUCGUGAGGUUACCAAACCAAUACCGUGGAUCGUUUCCCUCCAAGUUUCCGACCAGCACAGGUGUGGAGGAACGCUGGUCCAUAAGCAGUGGGUUCUGACGGCGGCACACUGCAAAAAAGAUGAGGACAAGUCCAUGACGGUGCUGUUGGGCGCUCACUCACUGACGAAGGAUAAAAACACCCAGCGUAUCUCAGUUCUGAGUUUUCACAAACCCAAAACCUUGAAUUCCAAGAGUAAACAGAAUGACAUCAUGCUGCUGAAGCUCCAAACAGCAGCCCAGCUGAAAUCAAAGAAGGUGAAAGUGAUGUCGAUUCCCAGUUCGGUUCCAGACGUCCGGGCUGGAACUAAAUGUGUGGUGAGGGGGUGGGGAGUGACCAAGGUGGACCACAACCCCGUCAAGACACCCAGCGACGCCCUGCGAGAGGUGGAGGUGACAGUGGAGAACAGAGAGCUCUGUAACUGCUACUAUAACCGUAACCCUGUGAUCACUGAGGACAUGCUGUGUGCAGGAAACAAGCAGGAAAACAAAGAUGCAUGCACGGGGGAUUCUGGUGGUCCACUGGAGUGCAAGAACAAACUGGUGGGACUGGUGUCGGGAGGAAUUGGAUGUGGCAACCCAAAAAAACCCGGUGUUUACACUUUCCUCUCCAAGAAACAUCUCUUCUGGAUCAAAACUGUAAUGAAGAAACACCUGAACAGCACAGAGGUUUAGAAAAGUGUAAUAUAACCUCA